Paramecium sonneborni is the source of this 1530-nucleotide messenger RNA. Lineage: Eukaryota; Ciliophora; Oligohymenophorea; Peniculida; Parameciidae. The record is from the annotation of a GenBank genome assembly.
AUGUAAUAAAUAUAUAACCCAGAUGAAAGGAUGAAUGUUGAAUUAUUUUUAGCUGCUAGAGAACUUCCUAAUCUUGAAUUCUUAUCCAAAAGUGACCCUUACUUAGAACUCUAUUAUUCUUUAUAAGGAGAACCAGAAAUUUGUUUAGGUAAAACUGAAACAGCAGAAUGCAACUUAGAUCCUAAUUGGGAAAAAUCAUUCAAUAUUGAAUAUCUUCCCAAUUUUAUUCAAAUACUUAGAUUUUAAAUCUUUGAUUAAAAUAGAAUGGGAAAAGAAUUUAUGGGAGAAGCAUAAGUUACAAUUAAAGACAUAACACAAUCAAAAAAUUCAUUAAUAUCAUUACCAAUAAAAAAAUUUGAUAAAAAUGCAGGAUAAUUAAUAUGCAAGGCAGUAUUAAUGAAUUAAUCAAAUCAUUUUGUCUAAUGGCAAUUUUCUGCAUCAAAUAUUAAAAAUAUGGAUGGUAUUUUUGGUAAAUCUGACCCAUUUCUAAAAUUUUAUUUACAUUCUGAUAAUGUAUGGUGCUAAAUUCAUUAAACAGAAUAUAUUAAAAAUACUCUUAAUCCAACAUGGAAAGAAUUUGAAAUUUCUUUAUAAAGAUUAUGUUUGAAUGAUGAAAAUAAAAAAUUUAAAAUAGAAUGCAUAGAUAGACAUGAAAAAGGUAAAAAUAACUAAUUAAUCGGUGCAUUUGAAACAACAAUAGAUGAAAUAUUUAAUAAAAAUAAAGCAGAAUUUUCUCUAAUUUAACCAAAAGGAGGUUAAGUGGGUACUAUAAAAAUUCUUAAUAAAAAAAAAAUAUUUAGACCCAAUUUUGACGAUUUUAUAAAGUAAGGUACCACCUUUAAUCUAAUUAUUGGCAUUGACUAUUCUACUAAUAAUGGUGUUCCAUCAUUUCCAGAUUCCUUACAUUCCUACAUAGAAUCUAAUAAUAAAUAUGGAAAAGUAAUUAAUGAUGUAGCUCAAGUUUUAGAAAAAUAUAAUUAGAAAAAGUUGUUUGCAAUAUAUGGAAUUGGAGCAGAACCACAUUUAGCUAAUUAUACAUUAAAUACUUAUCAAACUUUAUUUCCUUUGACAGGGGAUUUUUAAAAACCUUAAGUAGAAGGAUAUUAAGCUGUUUCUAAUUUAUAUAAAAAUACUUUGAAGUAGAUAGUUGUCAAGGGUGAUUGUAAAAUUGAAGAUUACAUUAAAUAUAUAUAAACGGUAGCUGAACAUAAUUCAGGUAAACUAAUUUAUACAAUUUCUGUAAUAAUAGCAUAAGGUAAAAUUUCAGACAUAAAGAUUUUUGAGGAUUUAUUAAUCAAAGGUAUUUUAGAUAUUAAUAUAGGUUGUAAAUUACCAUAUACAUUAAUUUUUGUAGGAAUGGGAAAGAAUGAUUUUUCAGAGGUGAAAAGUAUGAUUAAUAAUUUGAACAAUCACGAUCCCCCAAUUAGAAAUAAUUUAACAUUUUAUGAAUAUAAAGAGUAAGCAAUCUAAAUGUUAUAAAAAUAUUUAAUGAAUGAUUUACCAUAACAUUUAGUUAGUUAUAAAUAAUGA